AUGAUGAGUACCGACCGAGACAACGUACUCGAACAGCAAAGGCCUGCGUACAAUGCACUAUCUCCAAAACGAAGUGCUCCGAUGAACGCCCAUGUCAAAGAUGUCGAGAUCGAGGCCAACCCUGUGGUUCGGAACCUGAAGCAUCCAGUCCCAUAUUCCAAGGAUCAUCGACGCAGUCUGACUCUACCGACAGACACCACCACGAUCCGGCUCCAAGCUCUUUGGAACUUUGGACCCACCGUCCGAAUCGCAAUAAUGCGUUGA
Exophiala spinifera is the source of this 264-nucleotide messenger RNA. RefSeq lists its product as uncharacterized. The transcript has a single exon. NCBI's taxonomy places the organism in Eukaryota, Fungi, Ascomycota, Eurotiomycetes, Chaetothyriales, Herpotrichiellaceae. The coding region runs from base 1 to 264 and encodes 87 amino acids. The record is from RefSeq and is a predicted model, not a curated record.